CCGCUAAUUGUGCAUCUAGCUUUGGUAGCUACAUAUAUAUAAGCACAGCUUAUUUGAGACGCAUCAUUGUCCCAUCGACAGCAGUGCAGUGAUUACAAACAAACAAAAUGAAGAGCUUCGUUGUAUUCGUUGCCGUUUUCGGUUUAACUUUGGCUGCGUUAUCCGACGAACAACGCGCCAAACUGAAAACGUACCACGAGGAAUGCUCCAAAGAAUCUCAAGUCGACCAAAGCUUGGUGGAGAAAGCCAAAGCCGGUGAAUUCACAGACGACGAUGGCUUGAAGAACCACAUUUUCUGCGUGUCCAAAAAACUAGGUUUCCAAAACGACGCUGGUGAAAUUCAAGUUGGCGUUGUCAAAGAGAAACUUGCCACUGUCAUCGACGAUCCCUCCAAAAUUGACGAAAUCGUAAAGAAGUGUGCUGUACAAAAAGACACCCCUCAGAACACCGCCUUCAGCACCAUCGAAUGUUACUACCACGCUAAACACGGAAAUUAAGGGGAAAAAUGGGCUUGUUUUAACUAAUGAUCUAGAAAUAAAUUUGACAUAAGUAUUUA
Messenger RNA from Aethina tumida (small hive beetle), 556 nucleotides. Its product is annotated as B2 protein. The transcript is spliced from 2 exons. NCBI's taxonomy places the organism in Eukaryota, Metazoa, Arthropoda, Insecta, Coleoptera, Nitidulidae. The record is from RefSeq and is a predicted model, not a curated record. Gene Ontology annotation, molecular function: odorant binding. The coding region runs from base 108 to 497 and encodes 129 amino acids. Gene Ontology annotation, biological process: sensory perception of smell.